Molecule: messenger RNA, 2238 nt
Organism: Trichechus manatus latirostris (Florida manatee)
Lineage: Eukaryota; Metazoa; Chordata; Mammalia; Sirenia; Trichechidae
Product: disintegrin and metalloproteinase domain-containing protein 20
Exons: 1
Coding region: 1-2238 (745 amino acids)
Biological process (GO): proteolysis; male gonad development
Cellular component (GO): external side of plasma membrane; plasma membrane; sperm head plasma membrane
Molecular function (GO): metalloendopeptidase activity
Source: RefSeq, a predicted model, not a curated record
AUGCCUUGCCCUCUUCUAUUCUGGACAGUUGGCUCCAUAAUGGCAGGGGGUGAAGGCCUAGUGCACAUCAGGGUCAUUCCUCUCCUGCUCUGGGUAGGAGCGUCUCUGUCCGUUUCUGGCCACUCCCAGGCCAGGCCUUCCCAGCACUUCAUCUCUCCGGAAGUGAUGAUCCCUUUGAAGGUGACUGGCAGAGGCAGAAGCGCAAGGGCUCCAGGCUGGCUCUCCUACAGUCUACGGCUUGGGGGCCAGAGACACAUUGUCCACAUGAGGGUCAAGAAGUUCUUGGUUUCCAAACACCUCCCAGUGUUCACCUAUACAGACCAGCGUGCCCUCCGUGAGGAUCAGCCUUUUGUCCCAGAUAACUGCUACUACCAUGGUUAUGUGGAAGGGGUGUUUGAGUCCCUGGUUGCUCUCAGUACCUGUUUUGGGGGCUUUCGAGGGGUGCUACAGAUAAAUGGCCUCACUUAUGAAAUUGAACCCAGGAGGCACUCUGCCACAUUUGAACACCUGGUGUACAAGAUAGACAGUAAUGAAACACAAUUCUCACCCAUGAGGUGUGGCUUAACAGAAGAGGAAAUAGCACGCCAAUUGGAGUUGCAAAAGACAUAUAAUUCCACACUGAAGCAAAGUUCUUAUCAUGGAUGGUGGACCCACCGGCAUUUUCUUGAACUGGUAGUGGUGGUGGACUAUAAUCGAUUUCUUCACUCACUUAGAAAUACCUCAGUGGUGCAGCAGGAAGUAUUUAUUGUUGUCCAUAUUGUGGAUUCCUUAUAUGGCCCUUUUGAUGUUGAUGUAAUUUUGAUUGGUAUUGAGAUCUGGAAUGAAGGAAACCCAUCUUUAUCAAAUGACAUAGAUCAGGUUGCGGAGGAAUUUUCCAUUUGGAAGAAAUUGCACCUCGAUGCACGACUGCCAAGUGAUACUACACAUCUUUUCAUAAAACAAUCAUUUGCUGACAAGCUUGGUAUUGCCUAUGUUAGAGGAAUAUGCGUUCCUCCUUUUAACUGUGGAGUUGAUAGUUUCCAAGGAAACCAGUUGUUUUCUUUUGCCCUUAUUGUGACCCACGAGCUUGGUCAUAAUUUGGGUAUGCUGCAUGACACUAAAUGGUGUGUGUGUGAACAAAAAUGGUGCAUAAUGUUUCCCAGUCAAAAGAUAACAACUAAAUUUAGCAAUUGUAGUUAUGCAGAAUAUUGGGACAACACUAUCAGGAAAGGAGUUUGUCUUCGCUCUCCUCCAAAUCCAGAGAAGAUCUUUAGGGUGAAGUUCUGUGGAAACCUAAUGGUUGAAGAAGGAGAGGAGUGUGACUGUGGAACCAUACAUCAGUGUGCUAAUGAUCCCUGUUGUCUUUCAAACUGCACUCUGAGUCCAGGGGCUGCUUGUGCUUUUGGGCUAUGCUGUAAAGAUUGCAAUUUUAUUCAUUCAGGUUAUUUGUGUAGACAACAGGUCAGUGAAUGUGAUCUUCCAGAGUGGUGCAGUGGAACUUUUCAUCAGUGCCCAGAAGAUGUUUAUGUGCAGAAUGGGAUACCCUGUAAUGACAGUGCCUACUGCUAUGAAAAGAGAUGCAAUAGCCAUGAUACACAGUGUAAAGAGAUUUUUGGCAAAGAUGCAAGAAGUGCAUCUCAGAGCUGUUACCAAAAAAUCAACACUCAAGGAAAUCGUUUUGGUCACUGUGGUAUUACAGACAUAGUAUAUCUAAAAUGUGAGACCCCUGAUAUCCUGUGUGGGAGAAUUCAGUGUGAAAAUGUGGGAGUAAUUCCCAAUCUGACACAACAUUCUACAGUGCAUCAGAUUCACUUCAAUGGCACCACUUGCUGGGGCACUGACUAUCAUUUAGGGAUGUCCAUACCUGAUAUUGGUCAAGUGAAGGAUGGCACAGUAUGUGGUUUGGAAAAGAUCUGCAUCCACAAUAAGUGUGUCCAUCUAUCUUAUCUGCCACAAGAUUGUCAGCCUGAGACCUGCAACAUGAGGGGGAUCUGUAACAAUAAACAGCACUGUCACUGUGACCAUGGGUGGGCACCUCCCUACUGCUUGAUGAAAGGCUACGGAGGUAGUGAUGAUAGCGGCCCACCUUACAAUGUCAUAGAAGAGGUGGGAGGUGUGGCUUAUCCAUCAUUAUGGUGGCUCAUUCCUUUGAUUAUUUUAUUUUUUUAUUUCAUCCUUGUGCUUUGUAAGACAGACAUAAAAGAAAAGGAAGAAAAAGAGGAAGAAAAGGAUGAAAAUAAAGAACAGGAAGAAGAAUAA